Messenger RNA from Xenia sp. Carnegie-2017, 4720 nucleotides. Its product is annotated as tetratricopeptide repeat protein 28-like. NCBI's taxonomy places the organism in Eukaryota, Metazoa, Cnidaria, Anthozoa, Malacalcyonacea, Xeniidae. Gene Ontology annotation, molecular function: protein binding. The record is from RefSeq and is a predicted model, not a curated record. The transcript has 5 exons. Gene Ontology annotation, biological process: signal transduction. The coding region runs from base 128 to 3892 and encodes 1254 amino acids.
UCAAAUUCCUUUGCAUAAAAACAUUUAUUAUACACGGAAUUAAAGGAUGCGUAUGAUGUUUUUAUGAGAUGAGUUCAAGAAAGUUUAAAUCGUUAUCAGUUCAAGCGGUGGAAAUGUCAGAAAGAUAAUGAGAUCCAUUUCCAAAUAUUUUAAAUUCAAAAAAGAUUCACAAAAGCGAAAUGAAGCUAAGAUAUCAAAUGAACUUGGCAUAGAGUAUUACAAAAUUGGAAAAUACGAAAAAGCUACGGAAUUUUUUGAGAAAUGUCUCGAAAUUCAAAAAACUUUACUAGGUCCUGAUCAUGUUGAUGUAGCUAAGAUUUUAAACUCUCUUGCCAUUGUGUACAGUAGUGCUAAAGAAUAUGACAAAGCCAAAGAAUGUUAUGAAAACGCGUUGGAAAUUCGAAAAAAAUCACUUGGUCCUACACAUGUUGAUGUGGCUACGACUUUAAACAAUCUUGGUAAUGUAUAUUAUGAGACCAAAAAACAUGCCAAAGCCAAAGAGUGUUAUGAAAAAGCGUUGGAAAUUCGACAAAAAUCACUCGGUCCAGAACAUUUUGAUGUAGCUAGGACUUUUUAUGAUCUUGGUAACGUGUACCAUUAUACUAAAGAAUAUGACAAAGCAAGACAGUUUCUCGAAACAGCGUUGGAAAUUGAACAAAAAUCACUAGGUCCUGAACAUGUUGAUGUAGCUACAACUUUAAACGAUCUUGGUAAUGUGUAUUAUAAUACUAACAAAUAUGCCAAAGCCAAAGAGUGUUAUGAAAAAGCGUUGGAAAUUCGACAAAACUCACUUGGUCCAGAACAUGUGCAUGUAGCUACGACUUUAAACAAUCUUGGCAAUAUGUACCGUUGUUCUAAAGAAUAUGACAAAGCCAAAGAGUGUUAUGAAAAAGCGUUGGAAAUUCGACAAAAAUCUCUUGGUCCUGAACAUGUUGAUGUAGCUACGACUUUAAACAAUCUUGGUGAUGUGUAUUAUGAGACCAACAAACAUGCCAAAGCCAAAGAGUGUUAUGAAAAAGCGUUGGAAAUUCAUCAAAAAUCACUCGGUCCAGAACAUUUUGAGGUAGCUAUGACUUUUUAUAAUCUUGGUAACGUGUACCAUUAUACUAAAGAAUAUGACAAAGCAAGAAAAUUUUUUGAAAAAGCGUUGGAAUAUGAACAGAAAUCACUAGGUACUGAGCAUGUUGAUGUAGCUGUGACUUUAAGCUGUCUUGGCAAUGCGUACCAUUGUACUAAAGAUUAUAACAAAGCAAGAGAACUUCUUGAAAAAGCGUUGGAAAUUCAACAAAAAUCACUGGAUCCUGAACAUGUUGAUGUUGGUACGACUAUUUAUUAUCUUGGUAAGGUGUACCUUUAUACUAAAGAAUAUGACAAAGCAAGAGAAUUUCUCGAAAAAUCGUUGGAAAUUUAUCAAAAAUCACUAGGUCCUGAACAUGUUUAUGUAGCUAGGCCUUUUCAUAAUCUUGGUAAAAUGUACUUUUAUACUAAAGAGUAUGACAAAGCAAGAGAAUUUCUGGAAAAAGCCUUGGAACUUGAACAAAAAUCACUACAUCCUAAACAUGUUGAUAUAGCUACGAUUUUAAACUCUCUUGGUAAUUUGUAUUAUGAGAUCAACAAAUAUGCCAAAGCCAAAGAGUGUUAUGUAAAAUCGUUGGAAAUUCGACUAAAAUCACUUGGUCCUGAACAUGUUGAUGUAGCUACGAGUUUAAACAAUCUUGGCAAUGUUUACCUUGGUACUAAAGAAUAUGACAAAGCAAGAGAAUAUCUCGAAAAAGCGUUGCAAAUUGCACAAAAAUCACUUGGUCCUGAACAUGUUGAUGUAGUUACGACUUUAAACUCUCUUGGUAACGUGUAUUAUGAGACCAACAAACAUGCCAAAGCCAAAGAGUGUUAUGGAAAAUCGUUGGAAAUUGCACAAAAAUCACUAGGUCCUGAACAUGUUGAUGUAGCUACAACUUUAAACUCUCUUGGUAAUGUGUACCUUUAUACUAAAGAAUAUGACAAAGCAAGAGAAUUUCUCGAAAAAGCGUUGAAAAUUGAACAAAAAUCACUACGUCCUGCUCCUGUUAAUGUGGCUAAGACUUUAAACUCUCUUGGUAAUGUGUACUAUGGUACUAAAGAUUAUAACAAAGCAAGAGAAUUUCUCGAAAAAGCGUUGGAAAUUGAACAAAAAUCACUGGAUUCUGAACAUGUUGAUGUUGGUACGACUAUUUAUAAUCUUGGUAAGGUGUACCUUUAUACUAAAGAAUAUGACAAAGCCAGAGAAUUUCUCGAAAAAUCGUUGGAAAUUUAUCAAAAAUCACUUGGUCCUGAACAUGUUUAUGUAGCUAAGCCUUUUUAUAAUCUUGGUAAAAUGUACUUUUAUACUAAGGAGUAUGACAAAGCAAGAGAAUUUCUGGAAAAAGCCUUGGAAAUUGAACAAAAAUCACUAGGUCCUGAAAAUGUUGAUAUAGCUAUGAUUUCAAACUCUCUUGGUAAUGUGUAUUAUGAGACCAACAAACAUGCCAAAGCCAAAGAUUGUUAUGAAAAAGCGUUGGAAAUUCGACUAAAAUCACUUGGUCUUGAACAUGUUGAUGUAGCUUCGACUUUAAGCAAUCUAGGCAAAGUGUACCAUCGUACUAAAGAAUAUGAGAAAGAAAAAGAAUUUCACGAAAAAGCGUUGGAAAUUCGACAAAAUUUACUAGGUCCUGAACAUGUUAAAGUGGCUACGACUUUAAACAACCUUGGCAAUGUGUACCAUGGCACUAAAGAAUAUGACAAAGCAAAAGAAUUUCUCGAAAAAGCGUUGGAAAUAACACAAAAAUCACUAUUUCCUGAACAUGUUGAUGUAGUUACGACUUUAAACUCUCUUGGUAACGUGUAUUAUGAGACCAACAAACAUGCCAAAGCCAAAGAGUGUUAUGAAAAAUCGUUGGAAAUUGCACAAAAAUCACUAGGUCCUGAGCAUGCUGAUGUAGCUACGACUUUAAACUCUCUGGGUAAUGUGUAUUAUAAGACUAAAAAACAUGCGAAAGCCAAAGAGUGUUAUGAAAAAUCGUUGGAAAUUGCACAAAAGUCACUAGGUCCUGAACAUGUUGAUGUAGCUACGACUUUAAAUUCUCUGGGUAAUGUGUAUUAUAAGACCAACAAACAUGAACAUUUUGAUGUAGCUACGACUUUAAAUUCUCUUGGUAAUGUGUACCUUUAUGCUAAAGAAUAUGACAAAGCAAGAGAAUUUCUCGAAAAAGUGUUGAACGUUGAACAAAAAUCGCUUGGUCCAGAACAUGUUGAUGUAGCUACGACUUUAAACUCUCUGGGUAAUGUCUAUUAUAAAACCAACAAACGUGCCAAAGCCAAAAUGUGUUAUAAAAGAGCGUUGGAAAUUCGACUAAAAUCACUUGGUCUUGAACAUGUUGAUGUAGCUACGACUUUAAGCAAUCUAGGCAAAGUGUACCAUCGUACUAAAGAAAAUGACAAGGCAAAAGAAUUUGAUGAAAGAGCGCAGGCAAUUAAAAGAAAAUCAGUUUCUUCUGAUCAUGUUGUUGUUACUGUAUCUUCGAACAGUAUUGAAUUAAAGUCUCAUUUUACUGCUGAUGCUAAAUCCCCUUCAAAUUUACACGUUCAUACGGAGAAAAAAGAAGAAAUUAACGAAAUUCUGCUAGAGAUUGCCAAAGAAAUUCCCGGUGAAUGGAAGAACUUGGCAAUAUUUCUGAAGGUCAGAGAUGCAAUAGUAGAAAGUAUUAAACUAAAUCAUCAUGAAGUGAUCUGGCAAGGGUUUAAAAUGCUAACGUUUUGGUUUGAAUCACGAGAAAAUAAGCAGUUGUGGUACGAAGAACUUGCCGCUGCUUUACGCAAGAUCGACAAAAAUCGUUUGGCUAAGGACGUUGUUCAUAAAGGUGCAAAUGUUGCUUAAUAUUGUUAAACUGAAAUUCAAAUGUCAUUUGUCCAUUUUUUAUAAUCGCCAUUUUCGUGUAAAACUCAGAAGCCAACAUUAGGUUGUUUUCAUUGAUUUACGUUGUAAUAAUAUACAUGAAUAAAUUUCUCAGUUCUCAUUGGUUAAUUAAGAGCAGUGUAAUUUAUUGUGAAUACCAGAGGGAAAAAAUAAGAAACACGGUUCAGAAAAAGGAAAUAUAGUGCAUUUUUUUUAAAAAAAUUGCUCCUGAUUGGUUAAUCAGACAAAGAAGUGAUGUAAGAGACAAUCAAAAUAAAACAUUUGAAAGGCGUGAAAGUUAAAUUAAAGUAAAUAAAGCAAAUGCAAUGUCUGGUGCAAGUUUACGUAAAUUUUCCUUGGUGAACGAGCUUUCAAUUCACCGUUUGCAAGACGUGUUUGGAAAAAAUAUGAGCACUGCCAAAAGUAGUUACCUUGUUCUAGCUGCGUGUGGGAAAGCUAUGGUGUUAUGAAAGUUAACAUGCAAUGGAAUUAUAAUAUACGAGCCAGCCAGAAUUGAGAAAUUUUUUCAUAUAUAUUAAGCCCUUAAUAACUGAGCUCGAGGUCUUUACGGAGAAAUAUCGGGCCGAGUUCUUUUUGCACCAACCAAAUGCUUAGUAAAAUAAAGAUCGUGAAAGCGAGGUUAUUAAAAUGUUUAUUAUGUACAGCAUUAUUUGUCCUGAAACAAAACUUGCUUUCUUUCUCUUCCUUGCUGUAUUGUAAGGGUUGACUUUCACUUUUCUAGUUUUUGUCAGUAAAAAUAAAUCUUUUUUAAUUUGUAUCUUCCGCAUAAUUAAACUCUUUGUUCACUUU